AUGGAGCAGCAGCUGCUGGCAAUGCACAAGCAGGUGGGGCGAGAGCUUAAAGAAGCCAAGGAGAAGCCCAUGGCGGCCGAUGCUGACGUGGACAUGGAGGCCGACGUGGCUGCAAGCACUAAGGCGCGCAUUGCGGAGCUGGACGGGCACAUUGAGCACCUGGGGAAGACGAAGCCGACGCCGAAGGUGGUGGAAGAGCUCGUCGCCCAGUACAAGCAGGAGCGGGACAAGCUCAAGGGAGAGCUGUUCGAGGCGAAGCCCGCCCUCGUCAAGCUCAAUGCCCUGUCCAAGCGCAUGGCGCAGCUGGAGAAUCAGCAGGUCCGUUGGCAGCGCACGGUCGAUGAGAAGAAGGCUGCCAUUGAGAAGCUCCAGCAGGAGGUGGAAGAGGGUGAGCGCGCCAUCGAACAGACGCGCGCACAGUUGCUGGCCGUCACGACCGAACGAGCUCAGAUCUGCAACACCCUGCCUUCAUCAGUGGAACGCCCUCCUGUGGCUGAUGCUGCUGGCAAUGGGCGGUGGACGAUCACUGCAAUGGUGGAGGUGCUUCAAGGCAUGGGGCUGGAGGCUCCUGUGCAAGAGAAGUUCCUUGGCGUGGUGGAGGAAAUCCAGCAAGCGGAGCGAGCCGAGGCUGAGGCCAGACCGCCACCGCCAGCAGCAGCUCCAGCAGCUGACAUUGGUCCCGCCCAGUCGAGACCCAAGGACGAGCCGUUCGAGGAGGCGGAGCUGGUCGACGCUACCACGGAGGAGCCCAAGGCGCACUUGGAGGCCGUCGGUCUGGGCCAGCUGGCUGGUGGCUUUGGUGAUGAUGCGGGUCCACGAGAUGCGGUCAAGCGAUGCAUCCAGGCACCCACAUGGACGUAA
This is a messenger RNA of Prorocentrum cordatum, 861 nucleotides long. The record is from the annotation of a GenBank genome assembly. NCBI's taxonomy places the organism in Eukaryota, Dinophyceae, Prorocentrales, Prorocentraceae.